This is a messenger RNA of Talpa occidentalis (Iberian mole), 666 nucleotides long. RefSeq names its product microsomal glutathione S-transferase 3 (gene MGST3). NCBI's taxonomy places the organism in Eukaryota, Metazoa, Chordata, Mammalia, Eulipotyphla, Talpidae. The record is from RefSeq and is a predicted model, not a curated record. Gene Ontology annotation, cellular component: membrane; nuclear envelope; endoplasmic reticulum. The transcript is spliced from 6 exons. The coding region runs from base 100 to 558 and encodes 152 amino acids. Gene Ontology annotation, molecular function: glutathione transferase activity; glutathione peroxidase activity.
CUCCCGGCCACGCCUCUCCAUGCCCGAGGCCCUGGACGCCGCACCCUCACUGCGCAGCUGCCUUCUGCACCAGCCGAGCGGAGCUGAUCCAGAGCCAGGAUGGCCGUGCUCUCUAAGGAAUAUGGUUUUGUGGUUCUAACUGGCGCUGCCAGCUUCAUCAUGGUAGCUCACCUAGCCAUCAACGUCGCCAAGGCCCGCAAGAAGUACAAGGUGGAGUAUCCUAUCAUGUACAGCACCGACCCUGAAAAUGGGCACCUCUUCAACUGCAUUCAGCGAGCCCACCAGAACACGUUGGAAGUGUAUCCUCCCUUCUUAUUUUUUCUAGCUGUUGGAGGUGUUUACCACCCGCGUAUAGUUUCUGGCUUGGGCUUAGCCUGGAUUGUUGGACGAGUUCUUUAUGCUUAUGGCUAUUACACAGGAGAACCGAGCAAGCGAAGUCGGGGAGCCCUGGGAUCCAUCGCCCUCAUUGCCCUGAUGGGCACAACUGUGUGCUCUGCCUUCCAGCAUCUUGGUUGGGUCAAAACUGGCCUGGGCAGUGGAUCUAAAUGCUGCCAUUAAAGAAUUACCAGGUGUUUGGAAGCUCUCAUUCAUUUUGAGUGACUUACUUUUAUUUCCAGUUACUUUUUUUUUUAAUGUAAUAAAAACUUAGCUGGCAUCAGCCUCAUA